Lucilia cuprina (Australian sheep blowfly) is the source of this 3524-nucleotide messenger RNA. RefSeq names its product A disintegrin and metalloproteinase with thrombospondin motifs 16 (gene stl). Gene Ontology annotation, molecular function: metalloendopeptidase activity. The coding region runs from base 421 to 3303 and encodes 960 amino acids. The transcript has 10 exons. The record is from RefSeq and is a predicted model, not a curated record. Lineage: Eukaryota; Metazoa; Arthropoda; Insecta; Diptera; Calliphoridae. Gene Ontology annotation, biological process: proteolysis; extracellular matrix organization. Gene Ontology annotation, cellular component: extracellular matrix.
UUUUGAAUUUUCUCAACAGAUAACGAACACUUUGUCAAUUUAAAACUACAGCAAACACCAAAAUUAAUUGACGAUUCAUUUGUAUUCAUACGACGCUAUGCCAAUUCAUCGCAACUAAUAGAGAAUUCACAUAAAUUAGUGACUAGAUUGGAGAAAUGUUUCUAUCACAAUGAAAACUCAGCACUUGACCUUUGCGAUGAGGAAAAUGUGCGUGGUGUUUUCCAUCACAAUAAUACCGAUUUUAUUAUACAUCCUUUACCCGAAAGAUUCGGUAAUAAUUCUCAUAUUAUUUUGGAAUCUGAAAGAGAGGUUUUCGAUACCUCUUGGCGAAAUUCUACACUGCUAGAUGAAAAUAUACAAUUUGAACCGGAUGAAGAGGAUUUUAAUGAUUUAAAUUUAGAAUUACCCAGCAAUGAUGAAAUGGCUACCAUGAGAUCCACCAGAAAUAUUGAAAGAGAUUCGGAAUAUAGCAGUAGUAUACAUCACAAAACACAUCAUCAUCAACAUCAGUUACCCCUUAAUUUACGCUUUAAACCCAGACAUCAUCAUCAGCAUAAUCAUCAACAACAACAGCAUCAUUAUCAUCACAAAACAUCCUCAGCUAGAGGUCAUCACAAGCAUCACCAUUUAUAUCCCGAAGAAUCUCAGUCUUUUAAACGCUACAAACGCUAUAUACACUCUGCCAGUCAAUACUCUAAUAUUCCUGAUGUUUUACACAUUGAAACGGCCAUUUUUGUGGAUAUAGAUUUAUACAAACAUAUGGCGAAAAACUUUCCCAAAGACACCAGUUCACAUUUGAUACGUUUCGUUUUGGCCAUGAUCAAUGGUGUUCAAUUGUUGUAUCAUCAUCCUUCAUUGGGUAAACGUGUGAAUUUUGUUUUGAAACGUUUGGAAAUUUUAGAAAAAGAUCCUCCAGAAUUGCGAAGAUCUAGUGAUAUUGAUAUAUAUUUAAGUAAUUUUUGUAAAUGGCAAAAUGAUUUAAAUCCCUCAGAGCAUACGGGUUUAAGAUUUGAUCAUGCAGUUAUAUUGACAGGUCUUGAUUUGUAUGUGGUGGGUAAAAAUGGUAAAGUGAUCAGUCAAGUUGUUGGUCUCGCACCAGUGGCUGGCAUGUGUAUACCAACAUCAUCGUGCACCAUCAAUGAGGGCAAACACUUUGAAAGUGUUUUUGUUGUGGCCCAUGAAAUUGGACAUAAUUUAGGUAUGCGUCACGAUACAAUGGAACAGAGCUGUGAUCCCACAUCACAUAUAAUGUCACCCACAUUGGGGAGUGGUAAAAUAACCUGGUCACAGUGUUCGAGAGCAUCGUUAAAUAAAUUUUUGGAAUUAAAACAGGCCAAAUGUUUGUUUAAUGUGGGUGAGUUUAAACAUAAUCUGGAUCAUUCGGCUGAUGGUAUAUUGCCAGGAGAACGUUUCGAUGCCAAUCAUCAGUGUAUGUUGAAAUAUGGCAAAGACUCUAAUCGAGCCAAAAGUCAAUCUUUAGCUGAUAUAUGUCGAGAUUUACAUUGUCAAAGAGAUCGUUAUACUUGGACCUCACAUCCGGCUUUAGAAGGAACCUCUUGUGGGGAUAAUAAUUGGUGCCGCAGUGGUUUUUGUGUGGUUAAACGUCCCGAGACUUUGACAUCAGCCAAACAAACUGCCGGACUAGCUAAAGCUAAUUUCGAUAAAACUAGCUUUUUGGAAACCUCUAAAGUGGGACAUUUAUUGCAUGAAUACCAAAAGCCCUCUAGCAGCUGGAGUGAAUGGAGUGAACCCAGCGCCUGUGAUUCCAGUUGUCUUUAUGGUCCUUCGAAACGUUUGCGUGAAGGUAGUACGGGCCUUAAAAUACUCACCCGCAAAUGCAUAGACUAUAAAAGACGUUGCAUUGGUAGAGAUCGAAAAUUUGAAACCUGUGUUGCCAAACAGUGCUAUAGUGUGCCAAUCAUAACAAUUGAGGACUUUGCCAAACAGGUUUGCGAAAGAGCUCAAAAAUUCGAUAUGGAUUUAACGGGUGAGGGAGAGCAAAUUGUGGGCAAUAUAGAGGAAUCGUGUAAAGUUUAUUGCAAGACUAAAGCGAAUGGUACUAAAUCGAGAUCAUGGACCUUUCCGGAUGGUACUACUUGUCGUUCGAAACUCUAUGGAAAUGAAGAUCCCUCCUAUUGUAUUCAAGGUAGAUGUGAGAAAUUCUCCUGCGAUAAUUCUACGGGAAAUUAUUAUAAAAUCGAUGCAAUAUUUUGUAAGCGACAAGAUAAAUAUGAACAGAAUUCGGUGGAAAAUGAUACAAUAAGGAGAUCAUCAAAUCAUUAUAGUAAUCAUAUACCGGCUGUGGCCCCGUACACCAGCUAUGGGGAACGUAAUGAUAAUAAUAAAUAUCGUAAUAAUAUCAAUAGUAAUUAUUAUGAUCAUGAAAGGGGUGUUAGCAAUAGUGAACGCAUUUAUGGACCCACUACUAUCCGCAGCAAAUAUGAAAAUGAAGUGGCUUUGCGACCUUUUCAUGGUCAGUAUUCGAAUAAUAAUUCUUAUAAACGUAAAACGGACAACUAUUCACCUUGGAAUAAAUACAGUUAUCAUUUAAAUGAUCAUGUACCGGCUGAAUCUUCGCAACCAAAAUCUUCUUCACUUGUCUCUUCAGUGCGUGCGGAUAAUGGUGAUUGGAUUGUUAAAUCCGGUUGCCAUUCCAGUUGUAUGGUUAAAUCUCGGGGUAUCCAGGUGGUGGUAAAUCGUGAAACAGGCAUUCAAAAUAUUCAGCUGUGUACACAUUCGGUUAAGCCUUGUGAACGCCUACAAACCCCCACUGAGUACGCAGAUCACACCUGUUCACGGUAUAAACUUAAAGUACGAGGGCUAUCUGGUCAUGGUAUACAAAUUGCGGCCAGUGUUGAAGAUCCCGAUCGUAGUUGUCGUGUUGGUUGUCAAGAUGAAUUUAUACAUCAUCGUUUCUAUUUAGUGAAUGGUAAUUAUGGUCACUUCCCCCUGGGAACGAAAUGUUCCCAAAACGAAGAACGUUAUUGUGUUCAGGGUAAAUGUUUGGAAUUUGGUCCUGAUAAUAUACCCCUAAAGCAAUCUCAUAUCAGUUUAGCUCUGUUUCGUUCAAGACGUUCGUUAAAGAGAAACAGAAAUAAACAACACGCAAGAAAUAAGAGAAGUUUUCUUUUUUACGAUCCCGUUAAUAUAACGGAAACGUUAACGCAAGAAUUUAUUAACAAUAUCGUUAACAGUAUUAUAACAUUUGAAGAGAAACAUUUAAAGGAUGAUUCUCUUUUAAAUGAUCACAUCGAAUUUACAAAUCCUAUACAUUAUUCUAUGGAUGAACUGAAUGAAAAUUAAUUUCUAUUUAUUAAUUUGGAAUAUUUAUUGAUAUUUUUCUAGUAAUUUAAGGUUUUUAAACAUAUUUAGUUUUAAAUCUAUAUACAAUUAAACAUAUAAAUAUAUUUUGUUGUUAAGACGUGAUAUUUUAGUUCAUAACUAAUUGAAACAAAGAUGUAAUAUGUAGAUAACAAAAAGAAAAAAAUAUAUAUAUGCAGUAAUAAAUCAAUAUUAUUUUGAAA